Messenger RNA from Anarrhichthys ocellatus (wolf-eel), 5820 nucleotides. It is a transcript of the gene npat, whose product is annotated as nuclear protein, ataxia-telangiectasia locus. The coding region runs from base 899 to 5098 and encodes 1399 amino acids. The record is from RefSeq and is a predicted model, not a curated record. Gene Ontology annotation, molecular function: protein binding; transcription coregulator activity. Gene Ontology annotation, cellular component: nucleus. The transcript is spliced from 17 exons. Lineage: Eukaryota; Metazoa; Chordata; Actinopteri; Perciformes; Anarhichadidae.
UGCUUCACAGUGGACGAGGGCGCAGCUUUCAUCAAUGCAGAUAAGGCUUUUCUACCUGCAAGAGCAGGAUGUUGACAAUAGAGAAUAUUGAUAUUUGGUACACAUUAUACAAAGCACUCCUGUCAAAAUAUUGACAUUAAAUGGCAGUUUAACGACCUACCACUUAACCUAAAUACAAGAAUUCACUUUACAUUACCUUAGCUACAGUAGCAACAGCUUUAGCAACACAACAUUGCCAGAUUAGUUGUUGUUUUGAUUCACAAACGUCCAUUCAAACACAACUCAGUCCGUCCACUGACCUUUGGUGGCUGUCCUGAUUUUAGAGACGGAGCUGUCACACAUUUAAGUUCAGAUGUUCACUACGGUGCAACGGUUGCUGGUUGAGCUCCUGAUAACUUUUUACUUUUCCAUCCUGACGCGCGUUAACGGACACACGCACGCACACGCAGACCACGCAGGAAAAUUCCCGCCCCGGCAUCAGCAGCGAAGAGGUCACGUCACCUCCUGAUAGAACCGAGUGUGUGUUUCCGGUUAGUUUAGAGCCGACGGUCAAACGAACUUACUGUUUGGUCGGGUGCAAUAUUAUUAAAGUGUUAGAAAGCAUAUAGAAGUCAUGUCCGAUAUAUUACACGUAUAAAUGUAAAGAGCAGAGUGUAGUGGAGUUUGACGUUUCGGAUUGGACUACAACUACCAGCACUUCCACCGGGACGUUAAUCCACAAACUUCCGGGUUACGCUUGAGUUCCCCGCCUUUUGAGUAAGCGACAUCAUCCCAGGACCUUCACAAUAAUAACCGCUGACGGUUUGUUUUAAAUUCGACUCGGUAUAACAGAUUUUUUGAGAGAUUUUUCUCAACAUGUAACUUCCUCUUGACUCCUAAUAUCAACCAACAGGCAGCCAUGUUGCUGCCGUCCGACGUCGCCCGGCUUGUUUUGGGGUACCUCCAAGAAGAGCGACUGUGCGCGACAACCCAAGCUUUCAUCCACGAGUGCCCAAACCUGAAAGAGUACGCCGAACACUCCACAGAAGAUGGGACUAUUCCUGCUUGUGUUUUUUCCAUCUUUGGGAAAGGCCUGACAACCAUCCUAAACGAGUAUGUAGCUGCCAAAACAAAAGAGUCUUGUCAUGAGGUCCCUGCAGUGAUGACCUCGUUGUGGAAAAAGCUGGACUUUACACUCAACCAGAUCAAGUCAUUGCAGAAUUCCCCGGCUAUAUCAGCAAAUCAAAGAAUACGUUCACGCAUCGGAUUGGUCAACAUGGCUAGACAACGGGUGUUGACCGUGGCUUCGGCUGCUGGUGAGGUCUGCUCAUCGGUCUCUGAGACGAGCUCCAUCAUCAGCCCUGCAAACAUCUCCCACAGCAUGCUCGGCCACUCCACUCCCGUGAGCUACACUGCCCCGCACGCCCGACCAGCCACCAGCAGUGGCGCACACCAGCAGAUCCAUGAUGGCAGCCGGUUUCUAAACACGCCCAGGGAUUCACCAAUACAGAUAAUUGUUUCAGAACAUCGGCUAAAUCCAGGUCCAAUGUCUCCUGGACGGCGGAAAUGGGACAACCCCAGGAAGAGAGGUGGUGCUCAGUGUGGGUCCAGUACCCCCAGUAGAGGUGCCAUGACUGUCAGUACCCCCAAUGCAGAACCUCAACCUGAAGAUGGUGACGGGAACUUUCCUCAGCUUGUGAUACAAAAUGCACGUGACAAGAUAUUGGGGGACCGAUCGUUACAAGAGAAGCUUGCUGAAAACAUCAACAAAAUCCUCGCCAAUGAGCCAACGCCCCAAACAUCUAAGGCCCAUUCGAGUACAGUGGAGGCAGACCAGUCUAUUGAUGAAAUCCUGGGAUUACAGGGGGAAAUCCACAUGAGUGACGAUGCCAUUCAUGACAUUUUGGAGCAAACGGAGUCCGACCCAGCUUUUCACGCCCUCUUUGAGCUCUUCGACUACAAUAAAACACGAUUCCCUGAUGGCGAACCGGGGGAUGGAGAUAUUGGCAGUAUUCCAGAAGAGGGCGACCCCGCUGGACCUUCAUCUACAGUCGGACCCCUUCCGAGUGAUGAUCCAGUCACUGCACACCGAGAUGCUAAGGCUUCGGAUACAACGCCAAUGGCCGUAAAGAUGAGAGCUGGACAAGAGCAUAGGACCAGGAAGUCUACUGCUCCCACCUUGUUGAAGAAAGUAGCUCUUGGCCCCAGCGGCAGAGUGUCUAGAAUAGAAAACAGUUCAGCCAGGUUGUUAGUGAGUCACGGGGAGCAUCGAGGUGUCUCAUCCGCUGCAGUGGACUCAAACAGAAAAGAAAAGGCCUCACUCUUCAAUAACUUUGUUUUUGUAACACCGAUGGAUAUUGAUGAACCGUUGAACACCCCUCCCCCUCUUUCAGACUGUAUGCUCAUUCAGGAGCCUGCCACGAAGGACGGCCCGUGCAUCAUAACUUCCCCCAGUGAAUCAACCGUUCUUCCCUCCGCUGUGUUUAAUGUGCCGGAAGUGACAUCGUAUGUCGUUCAAGGACCGGAGCAUAAACAAGCGCCAGGAUCUAAAGCGCAACUUGCUCCAGCCCCCUCUGCUUUUUUGUUUCCUUUGCAAGUGGAACUAAACAACACUCCGAUGCUGACGGCCGACCUACCUCAUAUGUCUCUUUCAGGCAGUGGGAUAGACACUCAACCCGGGGCUUCUCUCUCAGUAACACCUGAAUCUGCCUCUUGCACAUCUCCUCCUAGCAGUGCCGCGGUCACAACUGUGCCUGCCUCGCCCUCAUCGGCACCCACAUCUGCUUCUACUUCUGCAACGCUAACGGCUACGCCCGCCUCAUCCUUACCCGUCUCACCCGCAUCAUCCUCCUCCUCUUGUGCCCCAGUUGGUGCAGCACUCGAUCCUCCAUCUGCCAACCACACCACUCCAAGCAAGGCUGCAGCGGAUUCCAGUAAUAUCGUUUCUUUGGAGAUCAUUAUUAGUGACAACCAGGAGGAGGAUUUUUCCAGCAACGCGGCCUUGAAUCAGGCAAUGUCUAGCAUUUCUGGAGACAAGAUACCCACCAUCUACCUUUCCUCUCCAGCUAAGUCCUCCGUAAGCCCCGGCACACCAAAGGCCACCUUGGAUGAGGCGGCACAGGCAGUUAGUGGCUUACAAACCUCUGAGGCGCACGCCAGUCCUCUCAGCUGUAAGACUGGAGCUGUAGUCGCAUCCCCGUUGACGGGGACGUUGCAGGCCCAGCAAAACUUCAUAAUUCAGCUACCCCUGAACACGGCUAAUCCUGCCCUCCAAGGAGCCACUGCCAGCUAUUUCCUUGUGACUGAGCCCCCUACUGCAGAUGCUCAAACCAGACACGUGUUACUGUCUGCUGGAGUCUCAACGGUGCAGCCUUUGCCCACCAACCAGUACGGGGUGACCGCACCAUCUCGCUCUCGAGGCUCUUCCACCGGUAAGAGACAACAGACUACAGUAGUGGGUCAUCUCGAUAGACAGAAAGUAUUCUCUAGGCCAACACUCAUCUUACCAUCACCUGUUAAGCCCAUGUUGCUUCCUGUUUCUGUUGUGGGGCCAAAUACUCUGGGGAAGGUCCAGAUGCUGUCCAAUCAGCUUGUUGCCAUACCAAACCCAGCACCGGUACAGCAGCCAGAAACUGUCACGCCAAAGUCUCCCACAAUCAAACGGUCUACACCUGCUGGCCCUGAGCAACACCUGGUCGGUAACUUGGUUCAACCUGUGUUUGCUGAAAACACGGGCCAGCAGGAGACAGCAACGGGUCCUCGUCAUAGGAGAAUUCUAUGUUUUGACUCUUCUGCAGAAGUUCAAGCACAAACUGCUAAAACAAGAAGAAGCACCAAAACUACAUCGACACCACGAUCUGCCCAGCAGACUGACAAAGAUGAUAAACAGUCGGGGACUCGAACUAAACCUUCUAUCUUGAGUGGCAACAAGCCCCGGAGGAGAAUAGAGACCGUCAGAUGCUCAACAGAUACCCAGACCGGAGGAAGCUUCAUGAAGGAGGCCGAGAAGGCCACUCCUCCACAACAGCACAAGAAACAUCCUCUUAAAAAGAACUAUCGCAAACAAGAUCAUGGCACCCAUAACGAAGAGUCUCAAAGGGCAAGUACCAGCAGGGUUGAUGCCCCUCAGCCCGAGACUUUGAAAAAGUCAGAAUCGGGAAGGAGAUCAAAAUCUAUAGACGGUAUACACAAUCAUGAUAAGGAUGGUGAUGCAGCACAAGCGAAGGAUUCUCAUACUUCUAAGUCCUUGUCCUCUGAUUCUGCUCUGAAAUCAGGAACUGUAAAGGAGAAAGAGGAGAGCAGCAGGAAAGAACCUGCAGAAAAGGCUGCUGGCAAAUCACGAGAGGGGCGCACAGAAAAGAGGACGCCUACUCAGGAGAUGCCAAAUGUGACGGCUAACAAGGAAAAUGAGAUGAAAGGCAGCUUGCAAGAGCAGCAGCAGUCAACGCCUUCAUCCUCAGCAUUAAGAGACUUCAGCCCUCCGGUUGUCACCCAGCCUGCAUCGAAUCCUCAGUCCAAGGCUACAAAAGCCCCCUCAAAGACCAGCUCUCUGGCCAAACAGGCAGCUGAGAUGCUGCAGGACAUCCAGGGGCUCAACUCUCCUUCCUCCCCAGUCAAGAGGCCCGGAGCAGGCGGCUCAGACCACAGUCUUCCCUGUACCCCGGGGACUGGUCGCAGCCAGGAGGAGUCUGCUGACCGCGCCCGGACUCCUUCCCGACAGAGGAAAGGUAAAGACGGAGAGGGGACUCCCAAGCACCUGAUUCCUCCCAACACCCCGGACAUCCCCACCUGCAGCCCAGCCAGCGAGGCCGGCAGUGAAAACAGCAUCAACAUGGCCGCCCACACGCUCAUGAUUCUCUCGCGUGCCGCCAUCGCCAGGACGGGCACUCCACUGAAGGACAGCUUGCGUCAGGAGGAAGUGGGAGAGAAAUCGCCCACGAGCUCAAAGAACUCUAAGAAACGCAAACAGCGUUCUCCCACGGCCAGCCCACGUGCAAAGAAGGAGUCAAAACAAUCUCCCAGCCAAAAGACAGACCGGGAAAGGAAGAAACUUGUAGACUUAUUCCCCCAUGACCUGGAUGUGGAUAAGUUCCUGUCCUCACUACACUAUGAUGAGUGAAACCGGACCCUCCAACAGGAAAGGACCUCCGUAUCGCUACCUGCUUAAGUUACUAUCCAGGAAUAGAACAAGCCAUCUGCUAAAUCAGUGCCUAUGGUUCCUAUUAGGGACCUUGCCUGAGACCGUAUAAGCUGCAAUGUCUCCUUCAGCCAAUGACGGGCUUUGAUUUGGUUGAUCAGCUUCCAUUUUGGAUGAUCUGCAUAAUGCCUAGUUUCAUGCAGCCGUGGAACUUUGUUGUAUUUCUCCCCCCCCCCCCCAUGCUCACUUCUGUUUAAUUUUUCAUUGUUGUGUACAAACAUCAGUUGUUUUGGGGCCCUUUGACAUAUUGGGUGCAUGUUGAUAAAAUGAUGACUCAAAGCAUUUUCUUGGUCAAUAUUUGACCCUAGUUUGAUAAAUCCAGCUUCCACUGGCUGAUAAUCUUGUGUACCAAUGUGUUUUGAUAAUUGGGAUACUGAAGACUCUCAUUGGUUUUAGUUUGUCAUGUUCAGUGAAGUCUGGUUAAUUGAAAAAUACAAAAAUGUGAAAUUAUAUUUUGUCUCACACACGUAUACAUACAUGGAAUAAUGACACACAAAAGUGCUGCAAUUGUUCAAAAUUGCGUACUCUGCUUCAUUCAAUGUAAUAAAACAAACUCUUUGUGUAUUUUUCCUCAGUGUACACAGAGAUGUGUUUGGCUUGAAUGUCAUGUCAUGAAGCUCAAUAAAUUAAGUUUUGCUCUCUCU